Molecule: messenger RNA, 1530 nt
Organism: Gracilinanus agilis (Agile Gracile Mouse Opossum)
Lineage: Eukaryota; Metazoa; Chordata; Mammalia; Didelphimorphia; Didelphidae
Product: 60S ribosomal protein L3-like
Biological process (GO): ribosomal large subunit assembly; translation
Cellular component (GO): cytosolic large ribosomal subunit; ribosome
Molecular function (GO): RNA binding; structural constituent of ribosome
Source: RefSeq, a predicted model, not a curated record
AUGGUCUCUGUCUCGUUCUCGGCAUAUCUCCACCAGGUCUGCUUUGGACCCCCGACCCUCCUCCUCCCUGGUGGGCCCCAGCUCAGUGCCUGUCCAGCAAUGCUGUCCUCCGAUUUUCAUAGCGUCCUGACUGAUGGGACACCGAACUGUUCCCCCCCAGAGUCUGGCAUUGGAGAUCCCCUCAGGCCAUCCGAUGUCCAAGAUGUGAUGCAGGCACCCGUCAACAAAGACCUGGAAAAAUACAGUCUUCCAGCUCGCCUCGGAGGCGUUAGCAUCACGUCUCACCGGAAGUUCUCUGCUCCCAGACAUGGGUCUCUGGGCUUCUUGCCUCGAAAGCGAAGCAGCAGGCACCGGGGAAAGGUGAAGAGCUUCCCUAAAGAUGAUCCCAGCAAGCCUAUCCACCUGACAGCCUUUCUGGGCUAUAAGGCAGGCAUGACCCACAUAGUUCGAGAGGUGGACAGACCUGGCUCAAAGGUGAACAAGAAGGAAGUUGUUGAGGCUGUCACCAUCGUAGAGAUACCCCCCAUGGUCAUUGUGGGUAUUGUAGGCUACGUACAAACCCCCAGAGGCCUCCGGAGCUUCAAAACCAUCUUUGCUGAGCACAUCAGUGAUGAGUGUAAGAGACGAUUCUAUAAGAACUGGCAUAAGUCCAAGAAGAAGGCUUUCACCAAGUACUGCAAGAAAUGGCAGGAUGAUGAUGGCAAGAAGCAACUGGAGAAAGACUUCAAUAGCAUGAAGAAAUACUGCCAGGUCAUCUGAGUCAUUGCUCACACCCAGAUGCGCUUGCUCCCUUUGAGACAAAAGAAGUCUCACCUGAUGGAGAUCCAGGUGAACGGUGGUAGUGUAUCUGAGAAACUGGACUGGGCCCGUGAAAAGCUGGAACAGCAGGUGCCUGUGUCCACCGUAUUUGGACAAGAUGAGAUGAUUGAUGUCAUUGGUGUGACCAAGGGCAAGGGUUACAAAGGUGUCACCAGCCGCUGGCAUACAAAGAAGCUGCGAAAGACUCACAGAGGCCUGCGUAAAGUGGCCUGUAUUGGAGCUUGGCAUCCUGCCCGUGUUGCCUUCUCUGUGGCUCGAGCCGGUCAGAAGGGCUACCAUCACCGCACUGAGAUCAACAAAAAGAUCUAUAAGAUUGGUCAGGGCUACCAGAUCAAGGAUGGCAAGCUGAUAAAAAACAACGCAUCAACUGAUUAUGACCUGUCUGACAAGAGCAUCAACCCUCUGGGAGGCUUUGUCCACUAUGGUGAAGUGGCCAAUGACUUUAUCAUGCUCAAAGGUUGUGUUGUUGGGACCACCCUGAGAAAGUCUCUGCUGGUACAGACCAAGCGUCGUGCCCUGGAGAAGAUUGACUUGAAGUUUAUUGAUACCACCUCCAAAUUUGGCCAUGGUCGCUUCCAGACCGUGGAGGAGAAGAAAGCUUUCAUGGGACCACUCAAAAAGGACUGUGUGGCUAAGGAAGAAGCUGCAUAAUGUUUCCAGACUAAUACAGAGCUGGUGGAUUUUCAAUAAAUUGAAAUUAUUUUCCAAUCU